Molecule: messenger RNA, 5437 nt
Organism: Condylura cristata (star-nosed mole)
Lineage: Eukaryota; Metazoa; Chordata; Mammalia; Eulipotyphla; Talpidae
Gene: PAPOLG
Product: poly(A) polymerase gamma
Exons: 22
Coding region: 194-2419 (741 amino acids)
Cellular component (GO): nucleus
Molecular function (GO): poly(A) RNA polymerase activity; RNA binding
Source: RefSeq, a predicted model, not a curated record
UGUAUUGUCAUAAAUAGAGCCGGUUUUGUAGUGUUUCCACUAUUCGGUUGGAUGCCUCGGCCGUAGGAAGUGAGAAGUGAGCGAGCAAGAGAGCUACAAACGACUGGAGGAAAGUGGACACGGAGAGAAGGGAAGAGCAAGAACAGGACUCCACAGCGAGAGACACUCGCCGGAGAGAGAGACGCAGGAAGCGAUGAAAGAGAUGUCUGCAAACACCGUGCUGGACAGCCAGCGUCAACAAAAGCAUUAUGGAAUCACCUCUCCAAUUAGCUUGGCAUGUCCUAAAGAAAUUGAUCAUAUUUACACACAAAAAUUAAUUGAUGCCAUGAAACCAUUUGGAGUAUUUGAAGAUGAGGAAGAAUUGAACCACAGGCUUGUCGUUCUUGGAAAAUUGAACAAUUUAGUAAAAGAAUGGAUAUCUGAUGUCAGUGAGAGUAAGAAUCUCCCACCUUCUGUUGUGGCUACUGUUGGUGGUAAAAUUUUCACAUUUGGAUCUUACAGACUUGGAGUACACACCAAAGGGGCUGACAUUGAUGCACUUUGUGUAGCUCCAAGACAUGUGGAGAGAUCUGAUUUUUUUCAGUCUUUUUUUGAAAAAUUGAAACAUCAGGAUGGCAUUAGAAACUUAAGAGCUGUAGAAGAUGCUUUUGUACCUGUUAUAAAAUUCGAAUUUGAUGGUAUUGAAAUUGAUCUAGUUUUUGCAAGACUGGCAAUACAAACCAUAUCAGAUAAUUUAGAUCUAAGAGACGACUCUCGACUGAGAAGCCUUGAUAUAAGGUGUAUUCGCAGCCUAAAUGGAUGUAGAGUUACUGAUGAAAUUUUGCAUUUAGUGCCAAAUAAAGAAACUUUUAGACUCACCCUAAGAGCAGUCAAGUUAUGGGCAAAACGACGUGGUAUUUAUUCCAACAUGCUGGGAUUCCUUGGUGGUGUUUCUUGGGCAAUGCUAGUUGCAAGAACUUGCCAGUUGUAUCCAAAUGCAGCAGCUUCUACUUUAGUUCAUAAAUUCUUUUUAGUUUUUUCCAAGUGGGAAUGGCCAAAUCCUGUGCUGCUGAAACAACCAGAAGAAAGCAAUUUGAAUUUGCCAGUUUGGGAUCCUCGGGUAAAUCCAUCAGAUAGGUAUCAUCUCAUGCCCAUAAUCACCCCUGCCUACCCACAACAGAAUUCUACGUAUAAUGUGUCCACAUCAACUCGAACAGUAAUGGUAGAAGAAUUUAAACAAGGCCUUGCAGUCACAGAUGAAAUUCUUCAGGGGAAAUCAGAUUGGUCCAAACUGCUUGAACCACCAAAUUUUUUUCAGAAGUAUAGACAUUAUAUAGUAUUGACUGCCAGUGCAUCAACAGAAGAAAACCAUCUAGAGUGGGUUGGAUUAGUAGAAUCAAAAAUACGUGUGCUUGUUGGAAACUUGGAACGGAAUGAAUUUAUUACUCUUGCUCAUGUAAAUCCCCAAUCAUUUCCAGGAAAUAAGGAACAUCAUAAAGACAACAAUUAUGUAUCAAUGUGGUUCCUCGGGAUAAUUUUUCGGAGAGUAGAAAAUGCAGAAAGUGUUAACAUAGACCUGACAUAUGAUAUACAGUCAUUUACUGAUACAGUGUACAGACAAGCAAACAAUAUAAACAUGCUAAAGGAGGGAAUGAAAAUUGAAGCAACUCAUGUUAAAAAAAAACAGCUUCAUCACUAUCUUCCAGCAGAAAUUCUUCAAAAGAAGAAGAAGCAAAGUCUUUCUGAUGUCAGUCGGAGUUCCAGUGGACUUCAAUCCAAAAGACCAUCUCUGGAUACCAAUUGUUUGGAUAGCUCCAGAGAUACUGAUAACGGGACACCUUUUAAUUCUCCAGUGUCUACAAACAAACCUUCCAAGCCUGAUAGUCCUUCUGCAGGAGAAGCCGAAAGGAGUAGUCCUGAGUCUGCUGUUGUAAUUGUGGAAAAGCCACUGGGUGUCCCACCAGCUCAAGGACUAUCUAUUCCAGUCAUUGGUGCAAAAGUUGACUCUGUAGUAAAAACUGUAUCAUCUCCAGCUGUGUGCACAAUUCCUACGGUAGUAGGACGCAAUGUCAUUCCUAGAAUCACAACAUCCCACAAUCCUGCCCAGGGACAGCCACAUCUAAAUGGAAUGUCAAAUAUAACUAAGAAUGUUACACCAAAGAGAUCCCACUCCCCAUCCUUAGAUGGAUCAUCUAAGAGGUUGAAAGACAUAGAAAAGUUUAUUCAGCUCGAAUCAACAUUUAAGGACUCGCGUGCUACCGAAGAUAGAAAAAGGAAAUCAAUGGAUGCCAUAGGAGGAGAAUGUAUGCCAAUUCCAACUAUUGAUACAUCACGUAAAAAGAGACUACCCAGUAAAGAACUACCAGAUUCAUCAUCUCCAGUUCCAGCAAAUAAGAUCCGUGUCAUCAAAAAUUCCAUUCGACUGACCCUUAAUCGGUAAAAGCAGUGCUGCCUCACUCAAGUGAAUAUGCAAUCCUUUAGUGACAUAGAUGCAACCACUUUUUUUUUUUUAAUAUAAGUGGUUGUCAUACAUAAAAUAAGGUGAAAGUUACAGUCAUCAGCCUAACAACUUGAAGUGGUUUUUGAACUCUCACACUUUGACCUGCAGAUGCUGUAGCGUUCUCUGAUUGGUUGCUACAUACAGUUCUCUGAGGAUCACCUCUAUCAAAUUGUCAUGUACAAUAUUAUGGCUUUGCGUUGGAGGUUUUAUUGCCUUAACUUUCGAUGCUUGUUUCUCUUAUGGGAACUAGUUCUUGGCUACUUGGACACUGAUUUAAAGAAGUCCUGAACUUUUUUUUUCUUUAUUUUUUAUAAGUCUUAUGUUGUAAUCAUUGUAUAAAACUGAAAAAGUUGAAAACAACAACAAAAAAAAGUCUUGUAAUUUUCCACCUGUUAACACAUUUACUUUAGCGUUGAAGCCACUUUGUGAAACCUGAGAUGAAUGUGAGGUAUCUUUUCUGUUUUUCUCAUUUGUGUAGAUGUACUUAAUAUCUUUUCUGUUGAUUUAAAUUAUUUUUUUUCCAGAUUGGCACAUAGAAUAUUUAAAUUUUUUUUUUUUUUUUUUUGUGCCUUUCUGUCCAGAUGUUGCAUAGCUACCAGGGAGGUUUAGUCCAGUGAUUACAUAAGAGUUGGGCACCAUAAAUUCUCUGUAUUUUGCCUCCCAUGGAGGCCUUCGAAAUGCAUCUUUAUUAAGAAUCAAAAUAUAACCAGGAUACUGAAAGUCAGUAUAUGAAUGGUGAAAUUAUUACCUAACCUAUCUCAUGCCAUUCUUGUUAGUUGACUGGUAUUUUUUACUGAGGAGCAGUUCAUUCCAGUGUCAAUAAAAACAUACCAUAAAGUAUGGCAAACUUGUAUUUUUGAGGUGUAAAAUUAACUUGGCAUGAUAAUUCCUGACCGUAACUUGCCCCACAACUUCAAACAGUUUCUUCAUGAACUAGGCAUGCAGAAGUAAGCAGUGGAUUUUACUGAAACCUACAGGCAUUUUUGAAUGACAUUGUUACCAACCAUGAAUUGGCUCAGGACCUUUGUAAUUUUUAUUUAACUAUAUGAGUUGUCAUUUUUUACACUGCUUUUUUCAGUGCAUUUCUUAAUAUUUUUUAAGUUUCAUGAACGCAUGCUCAGUUUACCAAAAUCCAUGACCAUGUAAUUCUUAUUGUAAUAUGUUGAUUCAGUGUUUUGUAAAUGAAGUCGUAUGUAUUUUCAGAGUAUUUUUGUAUGUAAUGUAAGAUACCAUCUUUUCAAAGAGAAAACUUUAAAAACUUUACUGUCUCUCUUUAGUCCAAUUUUUUUAAUAUGGGUUAUGCUUGAAUUAUUAUUAAAAUGUAUAGAUUGCACAGCAGGGUUACUGGUGUAUAUAUACUAAACCUUUUUCAGCUUUCACUCAGCAAUUAGUGGUGUGGGAAAACACAAAAUGGUACAUUUAAAUAGUACUGAGACAUACUUGGUGUUGUGUAUUUCAUAGGAUUCAUGGGAUACCAUUUAGCCCACAGAGUAAUAGUAGUCCAUUUUUUCUUGCAAACCUUUUACCACUGAGUUAGUUGAAUUCUGAUGGUCAGAGAGCAGUAUCUUUCUUCUCCCACUCUUGUUUUCUGAUCCUGGGAUCUCCCAAAGUGGGAAUUCUAAGUGUUUAAAUUUCAUAAAGUAGAGCUUCUUAGAAGUAAAGAGGAACAAGGAAAAAAAUAAUAUUCCAUUCAUUUUUCACAUAGCAAAAGACAGAAUGAUGUCACAACCAAGUUGUAGGUUCCUUGGAAAGCUUUCUCUUUAACUGACACUAUUCCUUUAUUCAAACUUUUGAGAUAUGUUCUACAGAUACUCUACAUGAGCAAAGGUGAGUUAUUAUGAAGACUGAGUAACUAUAGCUUGACUUCAAACUUUAAAAACAUAUUAAGGAAUUUGAUUAAAUUUUAUAUGUGCAUUGUGUUUGGAGUUCUGUGUUUAAUGCCUAUUAUCCCUGUUUUUUAGUCCUCAAAGUUUCUUCCAGGGAUCCUUAUACAUCCAUGUUUUACCAUAUUAUAUAAACAGAUUCUUAGAGUGACUAAUGGAGUUUUCUUUUAAUAAGAAAGCAAUAAGCCUGUCAUUGUGUCAUUGUGUAGUUGUUUCUCUUGUUCUAAGGGCCUAUUGAACAUGGUGUUAACACAUGGUCAAUGGCUCAACAUGAGACAUGUCAAAGACAGCACUCAACCUAUUUGGUAGCCGGAUGGAGAAUUGUGAAAUGCUUUUGAGAUGGUGGGUUUGGUCACAAAUGACAGCCUUUUUCUUUCCUGAACAUUAGGAUAGAUUACCUUCAAUAGUCAGAUAAACUUCAAUAUGUAAACAUGUUCAUUUUCACAAGGAUGUUAAAUUUUAAUAUGCUUAUUUUCCAGGGACUGACUUCUGAAAAAUUGUAUGUGACAAAAGAAAAUAAUCUGUUUAAACAUAGGAACUUAGUCAUUAUUUGAAAGAUAGGGACAUGGCUUAAAACCUUGUAAAACUGAGGGGAAAUGUAUUUUAAAAGACUAUACAACAAAAAUAACUGUUUCUUUAGGCAACAAUUUAGUGACAUUAAAAUACUUAAGCAAUUAAAUAAAAGAUGGACAGUGUUGAAAUGGUAAACUCAUUUUCCACUGUACUCCACAGAUUUGAAAUAGGAGUUCUAACUUGGAAAUCAUGAAGCCUAAGGCAAUCCUUUGUGAAUGUAUCAUCAGGAGUUUUUGUUUAUAUCCAUUAUUUUUAUUUUUUUUUAUUUUUGGAUUGGGAAAGGAGAUUUUCAAGCUUCUCAAAGUUGCUUAUUCCACAACCCAACUCCUUAUCACCUCUCCUUUAAAAAUGGGGUUAGGAACCACAGCUGUCCAGGAUUGAAUAAUCCUCAACUCUAAAAUUUUUUCUAUAUUUCUGAAAGUGUACUCUCUCUUAAUGGACUGAUGGAAGACUCAAUCAAUCAGGUCUCCAAUUUAUCUUCAAUUUUCUUUAUGUAUCUCAG